AUGGCGUAUAAAGGAAGUUCCAAUGUACAAAAGUUUCUGUAUUUAUUACAUAAUUACAGUUACAAUCACUACCCAGCUCAAACAGCCAUGCCUAGACAAAUUCCUCAAUUUCCACUUGAAAUCACUAUGGAAAUACUCUCAAGGCUUCCUAUCACACCUCUGCUACGAUUCAAAAGCCAAUCUCGUCAUGAGACAACACAAUUUUCCCGUCAGGGAUCCAGAAGAAUUCGAUUCGAGUUCGUCGGAUCUUGCAACGGCUUGAUUUGUGCAUUACUUGAUUCUGACAACAAAAUCAUUGUUUGGAAUCCAACUACGGGAGAAUCUAGACAGUUACCGAAACCCGAUUCUGUUACGGGUGACCAUAAGAUACUCUUCCAUGGAUUCGGAUAUGAUUUCCGUCUCGACGAUUACAAACUAGUAAGAGCCGCACAUUCUUCUUCUACCAAUCAACUUAAAAUGGAAAUCUUUAACUUAAAAGAAAAUGUUUGGCGAUCAGCCGACAACGUCCUCCAUUUCAGUUACGUCUUAGAGGGCUCUCCUGUUGCUUUGAACGGGGUUUUGCAUUGGCUGGUCUCUCAACAUAAUAGUACUAUAUAUGCGAUAUAUUCAUUUGAUUUGGUUGAGGAGAAAUAUCUCGAGAUUGUAUUGGUGCCAGAUCAUGUUUCAAAAAAUUUGGGUACCGAGUUGAAGAUUCUAGGAGCGAGUUUAUGCGUAUGUUCGAGCUGUUAUCCGGAAUAUUUUGAGGCGUGGAUGAUGAACGGAUAUGGCAGCAAAGCCUGCUGGACUAAAUUGUUCAGUAUCUCGAGUGAGGAACUUCCGGGUUGUGAAGAUUCACUUCAUGUUCUAUGGGUCGCAAGGAAUGGUAAUGUUAUAUUGAUUAUGGAUUCAUGUCAAGUAGUUGUUUAUAAUCCAACAAAAAGGAGCUCAAAAGAGUUUUAUCCAGAUAAUGAAUCGUGUUGGUUUGAUGCAAUUACUUACAUGGAGACCAUUGUUUCACCGAAUGCGCAUAUUUCAUCAAUUGAUCAGUAGCCGCAGCAGCUGAAAUUCAGAAGUUUUUUCAGUUAACGCAAACGAAAAGCCGAAACGUAGGAGUGAACAAGUUUAUGUAUGCAUUUUAUACAUAUAAUAUAGUAAGCUGUCUUGUGUUUUGUGUAUUCUCUUUGUAAAUGAGUUUCUAUUGAUUGUGUGUGAUGUGAUGAUGCUCAUAA
Messenger RNA from Mercurialis annua (annual mercury), 1208 nucleotides. RefSeq names its product F-box/kelch-repeat protein At3g23880-like. The record is from RefSeq and is a predicted model, not a curated record. The transcript is spliced from 2 exons. Lineage: Eukaryota; Viridiplantae; Streptophyta; Magnoliopsida; Malpighiales; Euphorbiaceae. Bases 1 to 1029 code for a protein of 342 amino acids.